CUUUCUAUCUCCUACUUCCUAUUCUUCAAAAUUUCGCCACUCUUACUGCUCUGCUUCUACGAGUUUCAAGAGCUUUCCAUCAACAUUCCAGCACUCUCAGAGUCCUCCUUACUCAUCUGCUUCUUCUGCUCUCACCCUUUGGAUCUCGAUGCUGACUCUCAAGGCCCUGCUACAAUCGAUUACCGUUCUCUUUUGCAGGAAGACGAAUUUCACAAACUGGCUGAUUCCACGAUCCAUGACCUUCAGGAGAAAUUUGAGGAAUAUGGCGAUAGCAUCCAAAUUGAUGUGCUGGACAUAGAUUAUGGGAAUGAGGUUUUGACUCUGAAGCUCGGCGAUUUAGGCACCUAUUGGUUAUCUUCUCCAGUGAGUGGUCCAUCCAGGUUUAGUUGGGAUCAGAACACCAAAGCUUGGGUUUAUAGGCGCACAAAAGCGAAUUUGUUGACCAUUUUUGAAAGUGAAUUGGAGCAACUAUGUGGCGAAUCUAUCAAACUUAGUUGUAGUAAAUUUUCUUGAUUUGCAGAAUAUUCUUUUUCAGGAAAUUUAACUCUGUAUUAUUAUUUAUGUUUGGCACUCUUACCAGAUCAAAUCUUUUAGGAUUUUUUCUUUAUGAUAAUGUAUAUGUUAGACAAGUAUUCCAGUUGCCUAAAUCUAUUCAACAAUAAUGGUAAUGAGAAUUAUUUA
Molecule: messenger RNA, 681 nt
Organism: Hevea brasiliensis (rubber tree)
Lineage: Eukaryota; Viridiplantae; Streptophyta; Magnoliopsida; Malpighiales; Euphorbiaceae
Product: frataxin, mitochondrial
Exons: 5
Biological process (GO): intracellular iron ion homeostasis; iron incorporation into metallo-sulfur cluster
Cellular component (GO): mitochondrion
Molecular function (GO): iron chaperone activity; ferrous iron binding; ferroxidase activity
Source: RefSeq, a predicted model, not a curated record